Plasmodium vivax (malaria parasite P. vivax) is the source of this 2589-nucleotide messenger RNA. Its product is annotated as ATP-dependent DEAD box helicase, putative. Gene Ontology annotation, cellular component: mitochondrial degradosome. The coding region runs from base 1 to 2589 and encodes 862 amino acids. The record is from RefSeq and is a predicted model, not a curated record. Lineage: Eukaryota; Apicomplexa; Aconoidasida; Haemosporida; Plasmodiidae. The transcript has a single exon. Gene Ontology annotation, molecular function: RNA helicase activity; hydrolase activity, acting on acid anhydrides. Gene Ontology annotation, biological process: mitochondrial RNA 3'-end processing; RNA catabolic process.
AUGGAGCACGUGGCAACCUACCCCGCCGCUAACACCGCUAACACCGCUAACACCGCUAACGCUGCUGAAAAAAUAACCGAAGAGUACCGGAGGGCGCAGCGGCUGAUCCCACUAAGCGAAAACGAACUGCAAAAAACGAGAAACGCCCUAAUCAAGGUGGUAACUAACGAGGAGAUGCAACGCCAAGUUAUCCAUUCGUAUAACAUCCCGAGUUUUUUUUUGCAGGACAGUCAUGUGCGAAACGAUUUUUUGGAGCACCUCCGGGGAGACACAGAGCGUGCAUUCGAGUUGAGGGAGUUUCUGCAAAACGGGGAGGAAGAACAAACAGACGGGGAAACCAAAAGUGGAGCCAUGAAAUACGCGAAACUGCUAGCCAUUUUCCAGCAGUUCAUAAAAAAAAAUUACUACAAACAGUGGAUUUUUUAUGAACAUGUCAGGCGAAUGUGCGACUUUAGCGAGUUGAGCGAGCUGGUAAAAAAAAAAAAAAAAAAAACGAGGAAGCUGCACUUGUAUGUUGGGCCAACGAACAGUGGAAAGACGUACGAAGCUUUCCAACGUUUGUGUAAAUCUCGUAAUGGGUUGUAUUGUGCUCCUUUACGAAUCCUGGCAUGGGAAAUUCACAAAAAAUUAAUUAAGCUGAAUAAAGUUACCAACUUAUUAACAGGCCAAGAAAUAAUUAAAAAAAAAAAUGCUACACACACAGUCUGUACAGUUGAAAUGACUCCACUGGAGAGACAAUACGACUGUGCUGUGAUUGACGAAAUUCAGAUGAUUAAUCAUGAAACGAGAGGAUGUGCCUGGACAAAUGUUCUUCUAAAUCUGGAGUGUGAAGAGAUAUACCUCUGUGGAAGUGACCAAAUAAUCAAUUUGGUGAAAAGAUUGGCAGACCUCUUGCACGACCAGUUAAUUAUAAAGCAAUUCGAACGGUUAACCAAACUGCGUGUGCAGGAAAGUACAGUGGAAUGGGAGGAACUCAAGACGGGGGAUUGCGUAAUUACUUUCUCGAGAAACAGCAUCAUGCUGUUAAAGAAGCGGCUGGAGCGAUUUAAUAAACGAGUGUUUGUAGUUUAUGGGAGUUUGCCCCCGGAACUGAAGCGCAGGCAGGUGGAGCUCUUCAACCGAUGCUGUACAGGGGAGGGAGGCAUAGAAAAAGUGGACGAGACUGACACAGCAGAACUACCCCCCUCCAGUGACAACAAAAAGGAAACCAUUUUAAUCGCUACGGAUGUCAUCGGCAUGGGGGUGAACAUUAACAUAAGAAGAAUUAUAUUUUAUUCUCUGCAAAAAUUCGAUGGGGAUAAGUUAAGACAUUUAUACGCUUCGGAGGUGCUACAGAUAGCGGGGAGGGCUGGAAGAUAUCAUCAUGGUGUUAGAGAGCCCAUAACUGGUUACGUCACGUGUGUUCAUGCGCAUGAUUUGGGCACUAUUAGAAGGAUUCUUAGGAACGAAAAUGAUGGUGUGCUGAAUGGAACAGCGUUGGAGGAUGGCAAUUUGGGGAACUCCACGUUUACACGUAGUUGUCAGCGCGUUGGGUCCUCGAACGGUGUGCGGAGAAGUGAUGAGGGGGGGUGUCCAGAUGGGCGAGGCAAUACCGCUCACUCGGAUGGACGGGAUAACGCCUCUCACUCGUAUGGACGGGAUAACGCCGCUCACCCGGAUGGACCACAUCACAACGCCUGCGCAAAGGCGGGAUUCUUCCCCGACUUUAACAUGAUAAAUAAAUUGAAAAAGAUGCUGGAGUAUGAACACAAGGCAAAGGUAGAGCUGCAUGAAAUUAUGAGCAUCCUGGUGGAUUACGCAAAGCUUAAUGAGGAUUAUUUUUUCCUGACGAAGAAUUACAACCAAAUGAUAAUCAUUGCGAAAUUUUUAAAAGAUAUAAAACUGGAUGGAGAGACUCUCUUUGUCUAUAGCCUUUCCCCCAUAAAUGUAAAUGACGUGAAUAUGUUAACUACGCUGAGAACCUUUGCCUUUUGUCAUGAGCUGCUAAAUUGUGUAGAUUUUUUUGAAUGCAUAAAUCGAGACGUUGUGCCUACUGCUACGGUGGGGGGGGUUGAGGAGUUAGGGGGGGGGCACCGCUACUCGGCUGCCCCCACGGCUGGCUUACCUUUCCAAGGCGGCACCGCUGGCGGUGGCAUCGUGAAUAGCGGCACUGCUAGCGACGGCAUCGUGAAUAGCUGCACCGCCUGGCCAGAUCGUAAACAGGGGGGGGAAGAAUCAUCAAAGUGCCACCUCGACGGGGAGAGCUACGCCCACUCGAUGACGCAGCAGAGUGCAAUUCGCCUUGAAUUCCCAUUAGGCGAAACUCCAUCCAGCGCCUCCGAGGGGCAUUCCAACCAUCCGCACGUGGGGCCAGAGGAAUGCCUCAGCGUGCUGGAGCUUUACUAUGAAAUAAUCGACCUGUACUGCUGGUUGCACACAAAGUUCCCGAGCAUUUACACAAACAUGGAUUCAGUGAACGACGAAAAAAAAAAAGUCUCCAACGCAAUUAUACACGUGUUGGCACGGUCGUGCGAGGGGGAGGGGGGCGUUGGUGGGGGAACCGCUGCAGGGGAAACAGUAAACGGGGUGCCGCUCCGAGAGGAGACAUAA